Messenger RNA from Coccinella septempunctata (seven-spotted ladybird), 1486 nucleotides. RefSeq names its product immunoglobulin-binding protein 1b-like. The transcript has 2 exons. Gene Ontology annotation, biological process: regulation of dephosphorylation; regulation of signal transduction. The record is from RefSeq and is a predicted model, not a curated record. The coding region runs from base 137 to 1183 and encodes 348 amino acids. Lineage: Eukaryota; Metazoa; Arthropoda; Insecta; Coleoptera; Coccinellidae. Gene Ontology annotation, cellular component: cytosol. Gene Ontology annotation, molecular function: protein phosphatase 2A binding.
GGGAUGUGUCAAAAUAUACAAGUGAUAAAUAAACAAUGAGUGCAUCGGAGAUCAGGAAUAAGUGAUUUCAUAAGCAGUCAGAAACUAUAGGGUAGCAACUCUUUGGAAAGUUUUUCAUUAUUUCUUACAUCGGGAAAUGUCGACGGAUACAACAAACGACGAAAAUGAUGUAUCUUCUUUACCUACAUUGUUCGCAGAGGGGUUAAAACUUUUCAAUAAUUUGGAGAAAAUUGAUGAACCCACCAACACUUUGGACGUUCAAAUAAGGGUGAAAAGAUGUAUAAAAAUAUUCGAGAAAGCUACCAUUCUAUGUUCAUAUGCUGGUGUUUUUAGUAGCAAUGAAGAUUAUGAAGAAAUUGCCACUGCAGACCUUCAGUACUUUUUACUUCCAGCCCUUCUUGGAUCCCUUCAUUUAAAGCUCACAUCAGGAGAAAGGAAUAACAUUGUUGAAGUUUGCGAUGCAUAUUUUACUGAUUUCAUGAAAAGAUGUGUGGAUUAUGGAUUGUGCUCUUACGACUUCAAAAGGCAAAAACCAGGUGUUGAUGAUGGCUCAAAUAGUAAGGAGCCUUUGAGUGAAAUGGAAGAAUUGACUGUCUUAGCUAAGAGGAGAGCUGAUAAAAUUAAGCGUUAUAAUGAACAACAACAGGCAAAGAGGCUUCUGAAUGAAUUGGAAGCCAAUUUAAAGAAGGAUCAUGUUGAUGAUCAUAUGAAAAGAGAAUAUUUUACUAAAUUAAUUCAGUUUUACUGUAAUGAAUCAAUAAAUGAGUUGGAUAGUUUGGAAUUUGAAAAAGUAUUGUUAAAACAUAUGGCAACAUUGAAAAAAAGUGAACAACCAAAACCAAUGAAGCGACCACCAGCUCCACUGAAACCAAUUAUCAUUACUAAAGAUGUAGCUCAGAAAGCUGUAUUUGGAGCUGGCUAUCCAUCAAUGCCUUCCAUGACUGUCCAAGAGUUCUAUGAUAAAAGGAUCAAAGACGGAGUCUUCCCUGAUCCUUCCAAACUGAAAAUCAAUUCUAUUAGUUUACAAGACGCUGCUAUGCGAGCUCCUGCUCAAGAACCUGAACAAGAGCUUUCAGAGGAAAUUGAUACUGAUGAUUAUCACAUUCUUGAGGCGAUGAGGCAAAGGGAUGAAUUCAAGGAUACCCAUCGUAGAGGAUGGGGGAAUAGAAUGAAUAGAAGCUAGUUGGAAAGCAAAUUUUCUUGUAGAUAUUACCAAUGUUCUCCUCAUUGUGAUUUUUUUGUCAAUAAUAUUUUCUUAUUUUCCUCAUUUGCUUUUUGUUGGAGAAAAGAUUUCACAGAUUUCUAAUCAUCUUGCCAUUCAGAAAAAGUUAGUAGUAACAUUCUGAAUGAGGCAAAAAUAAUGAGGUUCUUUCAAAUUAUUUAUUACCUAUCAUGAUGUUCUGAAGUAUACUUUUGGAGGGAUCAUUUGGUUUAAACUCUUGUACUUAAUUAUCUAUGUAAAUAAUAAAAGUUGUUUAGUUUUAAA